AGUCUAGCCAAUAGUCAGCUGUGUGUAUCGAGUCCUGUGUUGUCCUGCCCAGGGUCGAAGACUAAGUUCCGCGGGGUUCUGAUCAGAUUUUGACACUUCUCUCCAGCUGUCGGGAAAGUUUUGGAACUUUGACGAGGAUACCAGUUGUAAUCAAUAACUUUGUGUGUGUAACCUGUGUGCGUGGAUAACUGUGUGUAUUGUCAUAUCGAGAGACAAAGGUACUUUGGGACAUCAAUACAAUCUCUUCGGAACUUGAGAGCAGUGUAUGUGAUUGCUGUACCUCCUCAGUGAAUAUAAGUGGAUUAACGUACUUGUUUUCAUUUCUUGUAUAGGGACACACUCUAUGCACAUUCGUCAUACUGGAUAUAAGUGGUAGUGUUGAGCAAUACUUCAACACAACUUUGGGAUUAACUUAAUCAACGUUUGGUCAAAGUGAGCACCAGUUUAUAUGGAUAUACACAGGCGUAUUAGUGGAUUUACGUAAUAAUUUUUUAUGAAUUGACAUAUUGGAUUACCUUCAUUGACUUGGGAAGUCAACUUCGUCAUAUCUAAGUACAUUUGUGGUGGACAGACUAACUUUUUUCAGUCAAAGUUGUCUUCUUUUUCAAAACGAGUGCAAAACAUCCCAGGAAUAUAGUCGCACUGGGCACUCAUUGGAUAUAAGUGUUGUUGAAAUGACAGAAUUCAACUGAUUUCUUCAGAUUGGAAUACAGUGCGUCCUGAAUUUUAACAAAAAAGACUGGAGAUAACUUUCAUCUACCAAAAUGGGGAACACAUUCAGUUGUGUCAGUGGGAAAGCGGCCGAUGAUAGUCCGAAAAAGGACAAGGCACCCAAGGCACCAAAACCAGUGGCCGGGUUACCCCUGCAGUGCAGCAAGCCACGUGUUGUGAAAACUACGGAAGACACUAUCACAAUAUCUUGGGACAAACCAACGUAUGAUGGCGGCAAGACUAUUAUUGGUUACGCUGUCAAAAUGGGGCGUGAAGGGCAGGGUGGCUGGCGUAAAUUAACCAUGGAGUGUGAUGAAUGUUCUUAUCAGGCGACCGGUUUAGAACCGGACACACUUUAUAAAUUUUACGUCCAAGCAGAAAAUGAAAAUGGGUUUAGCCCACCGAGCGAAACCUCUGACCCAAUUAGAACUCUUCCUUUGAAACUUGCUGCGGCAGGAGAUGCUGAUGCUGUUGCCGUUGGCGAUGAAAAUGAGAAUGAUAAGAAAGAUGUUGAGGCUACUGCGAAAUUUGGCGCCAGCGCUGAGAAAUAUGUUGUAAAAGAUGAGGAAGAAAAAUCAAGGAAGUCGAGCUCAAGUAGUUCUCAUGGGAAGGACAAGUCGUCUGCUGAAGUUGAGGUUGAGGAGAAGGGGAAGGAGGAGGGGAAGUUAGAGGUGAAAGAGGAGGUUCCCGCUGAGGUAAGGACCGUAACCACAGAGACCAAGGUGACUGCCACAGUACCGGAGGAAAAGAAGGUGGAGGAGGAAGCUGAGGCAAAGGCGGAAGAGACAACGAUCGAGAAGUCUGAAUCGAAGGAGUCUGUAAAGACCACCUCAUCCUCGUCGUCGGAUGAUGAAAAGAAGGACAGCAAGUCAGUCGAAGAUGCAAAGAAUGAUAUCGCUAAGGCCGCAUCUGCUGGGGUGUCGGUUGAGGUCGAUUUCAGCGCAAACGGUUCCUCUGUCGGUCACGGCACUGGCGUCCUGUCAUCGUUUCUUGAUUCCCGCCGUGUUUACCAGUACAGCAAUGAUUCCCUCCUCGACGAAGAAAACGAGGAAGACGCAGAGGUCAAAAACAAGAAUCGCGCCAACAAAAACAUGGAUAUUCAAAAACACGAUAAGCAGUACUUCAUAGAGAUUGAGACGGUCGACGCAGCCGGGAAUUCUGAGGAUGAUCAGUACGAUGAGAAUGAUCAUUAUAUCCACACGCAGGUCCCAAUGAUCGAACCUGUUGAGUUUGAUUGCGACCAAUCAAAUCGCUUGAGCAUCAUCUCAGAAAAAUCUAUGGAGGAUAAUCUUUCACCUUGUUCGCCGGACAAGAGCGCUAAAGAUGGCCAACAUUUUGUUUUUGCAAAGAAAGAGGUCAAUGGGACGAAAUCUGAGGCAAACGUUUCUAAGAUUCCGAUGUUCGGGAGUAAAAUUCCGAGACAGCCAGACCCUGUGAUAAUCAACCCAAUCUCAGCCGAGAUUCCACAACCCAAAUCGAAGAUUCCACCCCCACAGAUUAAGCCACCGUCUGGGGGGAAGGCAGCUCAGGACUCCGGCCCGAAGUUGGGGAUGAGCUUUGGAUUGAAAGCUGAGAAUGAGGAGCGUGUUUCGCCAAGAGAAGAGCCAGAACGUCGAACAUCCAUCCCUACGCUAUCAACAACGGGAAAAGUUGAAUCUAAAAUUACCCCGCCAAGCUCAAUUCCGCGUCGGGGUUCUGCGCCCAAAACAUUCAUUCCAUUAAAGAAGGACAGUUCAGGUGACAGUAUAAACGCCACCCUCUCCGGUAAUAGCUCCGCAUCUGAGGAGGCGGACACCAAAAUUCCCACCGGCAUUCCACGCAGGAAGUCGGUAGAGAAGGCAGACGCCUCUUCAAAAAUCACACCGCCAUCAUCCCGCAUCGUUACCGGAAUCCCGCGCGGAUCAUCCGGUAUUCGACCACCUGGCUCAUUUGGAUUCCAAGCCCGGGUCGACACAAGCUCAUAAUUUUUACGAGACGUUUCGUGUACAUAGUGUAGAUUUCUGGACAUAGGGUUUUUUGGCAUUGAACUGUCUUAGAGAAGUAGAAGGGUAUGGUAUUGCCAGGAGGAUUUUAUCGACUAGGAGUAGAGAUGAAUGGAAUGUAUAUAUUUAUGUUAUUUAAGCUUGUGAAGGAUAAUGGACUGUGGAUACAGACUAUGUUGGAAUUUGUGAGGAAGUCCCAAAUAUUGAUGUGUGCGUCAUCAUUAUUCGAUGUGCCUUAGAUUUUAGUUGUGCGUACACAUGAGUUGGGAAGUGAUAUUGAACAAUUCUAUUUCAUUAACUUUAUAAACUACCGUUACCUGACUAUAUUUUAAGGAUUUUUGAUGAGCUUUUUUGCCAAGGAACUUUUAAUCGGAACUUAACAUGAGGAGUCACUCGCUGUGUGGUCCAAAUUUAUACCAAGCAGGGACAGUUUCUUAUGAAAUGUGGAUGUAUUCUAUGGUGCUCACAGAAACAUUUCCAUUUCAUCACCGUCAAGUCAUACAGUUCAUUAUACAAAUGCAACCACGUUUUAAUGCAUGCUGAGCAAUUUUUAGACAUUUUACCAUAAAAAUAAGGAACACUGCAAUGUCUUUCAAUAUACGCCCGGACAGGAUAUUUUGCUUCACUAUAUUCAUGCUUUGUUCUGGAUGAUUGGCAGCUGGAACCGUGAUUAGCAUAGAUAAUUAGGCACUUAACGAGCAACUGAAACGAUAGGCAUAGACUUAACUCUUUAGGUGCUGUAAAGGAAUUCUAUCAAAAAAUGGAAUGGGCGAAAACAGGCCAAAGAAUCUUAAAAAUGGUAAGAAAUAUUUUAAAAACUCAGAAAUAUUUAUCAAGCUAAAAACUUUGAAAACAGCUGAGAAUAUUGAAAAAGGUAGAGAAUAUCUUGGGGAAAAAAGAGAGAAUAUCUUGGGAAAAUAGAGGACUAUCUUGGAAAAAGAGAGUAUCUUGCCAUCUUGGGGAAAAUAGAGAGGGUAUCUUGGGAAAAUAGAGUUUCUUUUGAAAAUAGAGACUCAGAGUGUCUUGUAAAGUGAAGAGUCUGUAUUAACUUAGGAGUAUAUAACCCAAUGCGAUGAGUUACUCAGUUUACGCUCUUCGAUCCGUGAUCUACUUUACAACUCUAAUUAUUAAGCCAUUGAUUGGAUUUUACUAAUUAGGCAAUGAUUGUACACUGCAGCGGGUGCUAAUCUCUUGAGGUUACAGGUAACAUUGACACUUUCGUUGGUGAGUUGCCGGAUACUGUACCACCUCAUCAAUGAUUUAAUGCACUUAUAGUGGCACGGAAAAUUGAGUAAUUUGGCAUUAUAUGGAAAUUCCGCUUCCUGGUCUGUAAUUAUAUGGCGAAAAACAACACGGAAACUUGAUCGGUUAUUGUUACCGUAGAUUAAUAAUUGAAUUGUGUUAUGGUGGGAGCUAUGUUAGGAAGUCUUUUGACUAUUUGGCUGUUUUGAACUGCUAAGCGUUUCCAUUAUGACAACACAUACAUGUAAGAUUGGCACUAGAACUGCUUAGAUACCGUAAUAAUAUACAUGUAAUAAUAUACAUGUACAUUUUGACAUCUGGAAAUAUAAAGAGAAAUGUGUCAAAGAUUGACUUAGAAUACUUUAAGUUUGACCUUCACUGAAUCUGAUUGAACAUUUUUUAUUUGAACUUGGAUGUACUGUAUGUAGGAUGUACUGUAAAACUUAUAUGCACAAAUAAAAUCGAUCGAGAUUG
This is a messenger RNA of Lineus longissimus, 4409 nucleotides long. RefSeq lists its product as uncharacterized. The record is from RefSeq and is a predicted model, not a curated record. NCBI's taxonomy places the organism in Eukaryota, Metazoa, Nemertea, Pilidiophora, Heteronemertea, Lineidae. The transcript has 2 exons. Gene Ontology annotation, molecular function: protein binding. Bases 765 to 2675 code for a protein of 636 amino acids.